AACAGUGCAGGAGGGAAGGUGGGGGGGUGGGGUGGGGACUGGGCCGGUCGGGUAGAAGAACAAGUUAAAAAGAGGGUUAGGCUGUGUUGUUGUGGGUUCCCAUGGCAUGCCUAGACAUGUUCAACAGCGAGCACCAAGGUCUCUGCGCUCCCAUGAGCCCCAGAAUCUCCUUCUCCAACGAUUUCGUCGACGCCCAACAAAUGAUCAAGUAUGAACGUAGCUCCAGAUCAGAAGCACCCGCCUCUUCCGAUUUUGAAUUCUCUGUCACUAACUACAACAUGAUGACUGCUGACGAGCUCUUCUUCAAGGGUCGCUUGUUGCCUUUCAAGGAUAAUUGCACCAACCAGUUGCAGAAGAUGACUUUGAGAGAUGAACUCCUCAUCGAUGACGACGAUGUACCGCCGAGGCCGCCCAAGGGUAAGUGGAAGGGUCUGCUGGGUCUGAAGAGGACCCCCCACAUUUUGUCCAAGAAAGCAGCUGAUAAGUGUGAUGCUUCCAAUUCCAUGUCCAUGGAGAGAGUAUCAGUAGCUGUUGGAGGCAAUAAGACACAGCUGCUGGUUCAUGACGAAGGCUACAUUAUUAGCAGCAAGACCUCCCAGGAGCUCUUGAGUACUGAUGGUGGACCAAGUUGCAGAGAAUAGGACUUGCCUUGAUCCAUUUCAUAACGGGGUCGUUGUAGAGUUAUUGGAAUUUUUUGUUCGAAGGGAGGAAGAAGGGAUCUUAAUUUCGUGUUCGUGAGCUUGUUUUAACUUUCAAUAUUCGUCUUUCCCUUUUUUUUUUUCUUUUUUGGUUUUCAUGUUCUUUUUUUUUUUUUCCUGAGGUUGGUGUUUGGCUGUUCUAUGUACAAAAUAUUUUGCAGUUGAACUUCUAUUGUGUGAUGCUGUCCAUUGAUGGAUCUAACCAUGGGAGAUAAAAUGUCGCUCUAAUUGCUUUUCUUC
This is a messenger RNA of Nelumbo nucifera (sacred lotus), 938 nucleotides long. RefSeq lists its product as uncharacterized. The record is from RefSeq and is a predicted model, not a curated record. NCBI's taxonomy places the organism in Eukaryota, Viridiplantae, Streptophyta, Magnoliopsida, Proteales, Nelumbonaceae.